Zea mays is the source of this 1239-nucleotide messenger RNA. RefSeq names its product protein FAR1-RELATED SEQUENCE 1-like. Gene Ontology annotation, biological process: regulation of DNA-templated transcription. The coding region runs from base 32 to 1102 and encodes 356 amino acids. The transcript is spliced from 2 exons. The record is from RefSeq and is a predicted model, not a curated record. NCBI's taxonomy places the organism in Eukaryota, Viridiplantae, Streptophyta, Magnoliopsida, Poales, Poaceae.
GAAAAAUUUGAAACAUGUUUGCACAUUGGGCAUGCGAAGCACGCAAUUAAGUGAGAGCCUAAACAAUGAUUUGAAAAUUCAUUUCAAAUCAGAUUUUGACAUUAUUCGCUUUCUUAAACAUUUUGAAAGGGUGGUGCAAGGAAAAAGAAACAAUGAGCUAAACUCAGAAUUUGAAUCAAGGAAAAAAAUACCAAGGGUCAUAAUAAAGAUACCUAUGUUGUUGCAGGCAAGUAAAUCAUACACACCUAUUGUGUUUGAAGCUUUUCAAGGUCAAUAUGAAAGGUCCAUGACAGCGUGUGCUAAGGUAUUGGAUGGAAACAAUGAAUACCUUGUUGCAACCGGGAGCCUCGGUGAAGAUGUAGUCCUUGACGAGGAGUACAUAGUAAUCGGUAAUCCUUUGGACCAAACAGCAAUAUGUAGUUGCAACUUAUUUAAUAGAAUUGGUAUAAUAUGUGCUCGUGCUUUGAAAGUUCUUGAUUUAAUGAAUAUCAAGUCAUUGCCUACACAAUAUAUAUUGAAACGGUGGACACGACAAGCACGAAGUGGCACUGUACAGGACAAGAAUGGUAGAAUUGUAAUUGAGAAUCCAAAGUUUGAUGCAAUGCGCCGUUACAGAUAUUUUUCUCAAAAACUUCUCAAUUUGGCACAUCGAGUAGCCUACUAUCCAGAGUGCACCUCACUGAUGGACAACACGAUUGAUCUUCUUGGUCAACAGAUUGAAGACAAAAUUAAUAUAUGCAGUGGUCCUUCUAAUGCUGAAAAGAAUGCAACUCAGGUUGAUAUUGUUGUACCAAAUGAUACAUUGAGUAAUGCACAAUUAAAGAAAAAAGAGGUCCGCAUAAGAAGUUCAAAGAGACAAAAAUUUGGGUGGGAAGGAAAGCACAAGGGGAGGAAAAAAGGACAAAGCAAAAAUAUAUUGCAUGUACAAGCACCGAAGGUAUAUCAAAAUUCUGAACAAGCACAAGAGGUAAAGGAAACAAGCAAUCCAACAAGUAUUGACAUUCAGUUCCAUAAAGAAUAUAACACCAUCAAUUCUUUCACUCAACUGUUGACUGGAGCAAGCAGUGAUGAUCUAAAAACUGAAAAUUUCUUUGAGCUGUGAAGCAAGUCAAUGCUAUUUUGUAGUUUAUUGUUGUAUCUUGUUAUUGCUAACUGCAAGGUAGAUGGAGUGUUCAGUGAAAACAAUAUCAAGUGGAUCAAUACUUGUAUUCACUUUCUUUCAUAUCCAGUUUAAACAAU